Molecule: messenger RNA, 812 nt
Organism: Macadamia integrifolia
Lineage: Eukaryota; Viridiplantae; Streptophyta; Magnoliopsida; Proteales; Proteaceae
Product: protein yippee-like At5g53940
Exons: 5
Coding region: 227-610 (127 amino acids)
Cellular component (GO): ubiquitin ligase complex
Source: RefSeq, a predicted model, not a curated record
GCCGAGUGGAGUCUGGGGAUCGAUACAUCCUCUUCUUUCUUUGGUUGUGUGUGUGUGUGUGUGUGAUGGUUUCUGAAUGAAUCAUCGUUGCAGAUAUUGAAGUCUUCAAUUUCUUUGAGAUUCAACUUUGGUGAAGCUUUUUUUCGUUUAAUUUUCUUUUGGGGUCUCGUUGUUGCAGACGAAGUCAAAACCAUUUGGGUCUAUUUGUGCUGUUUCAUCACAAGCGAUGGGGAGGGUAUUUCUUGUGGAACUUGAUGGUAGAGUUUACAAAUGCAAGUUCUGUCGAAGCCACUUAGCCCUCGCCGAUGACCUCGUCUCCAAGGCUUUCCAUUGCCGCCGGGGGAAGGCAUACCUUUUCAAUACUGCGGUGAAUAUCAUAAUAGGAGCAAAAGAAGAGAGAAUGAUGCUCUAUGGAAUGCAUACUGUAGCUGAUGUAUUCUGCUGCUGCUGUGGACAGAUAGUUGGCUGGAAAUAUGAGGUGGCACAUGAUAAAAAUGAGAAGUACAAGGAAGGGAAAUUUGUUUUGGAAAGGGGGAGGAUAAUUGAUGGAAUUGACUCAGAAUUCUACGUGGAUACCUGCCCUACCAUGAGCGAUGGUGAAGAUGCUUAGCAACUAUUAACACUUCUGUACAAAUUUUUGUAUUAGAUAGCAGUGAAACGAAGUGUAGUAUGUCUAUAGAUAAUAAAGCUUGUUUGUUCCUUAUAUUUAUUUUUUCUGAUCUUGGAUUCAAUGUGAAGCUGGGUGGAUGUACGGUCAUUCUUGACCCGAAUUUUGGAUUUGGUCCAUCUUAAGCAAUGGUGCGUAUAUCAUA